AGAAACCUUAUACUUGGAUUGCAUAAUAUCAAACUGAAAACCAUUUCACAAACUUUGUGAAAAAACUUCUUAUUGUUGACGUUUGAAAAGUGAGGCGUUUCUGCGAAGUUAUAAGGAAGUCAUUCUUAAGAACUACAUGUGUCACUUGGAAGGAAAGGACCUGUUGUUGACUUGCUUGGAAACACUGUGGACAUUUUUGUGACGAAUUGUUCGUGGAAAUGUUUGGACCAAAUGGAAAUCGCGUCCCAGAUGGCUGGUGUAUUUAUCAGCUCUCACAUUAUGGUCAUCAGAAUAUGGAGAGCAGUGAGCUGAUUGUUACGGAUCAUGUCCUAUCGAGCGAAGAGUUGAACGACCUCAGAAUGAACAGUGGAUGGGAAGACAGUAUCAAACGGACUCAGAAAAUCAUCCAGGAUGGUUCUUUAGAGCUGACAGAAACGGGUAAAGCGCUGAAAGUACAGUCAGAGCGCCCUCACUUGGUGAGUUUGGGCGGCAGUCGAAUCAGCACGGCGAUAACGUUAUUGCCUUUACAGGAAGGUAAGACAUGUAUCGGGACGUUAGACGCCAAGACGCCCCAAGACAUUGUGAUCCAGGGGAAGAACGUCGAGCCGGAACAAUGCUGGAUCGAGAACAGGAACAACACGGUUACGUUGAUACCUCUAGGUCCAUGCACUGUGGACGGAGAUACAGUGGUAGACCCUACAAGACUUACACAAGGUGCAAUGCUCUGCUUCGGCAAAUCCUGCUACUUCCGAUUCAACAACCCCUCCGAAGCGAAACAGCUCAAACAGGGGACUUCCCUCAACAUAACCCAGCAGCACGUCCCCGGUAGUCUAGACUUCGCAAACAGUAACACCGACCGACUUAACGCCAACGUGACAACAUCGACGACACAACAGAAUGGCGUAUCGCAUCACAUGGAUUACACGCCAGCUCGGGUGCAGCACAUCCCGACUGUGUGUUUCACGAACAGCAACAGCAACCACAACGCAGACACUCGGUCGAACCGGUUAGAGCAGAGCAUCGAAGCGGAGCUCAAGGAGAUCAUGAGGCAAGUCUCGACAGAGGAUGAAUAUGAGAGCGAGAUGUACUCAAAUAAAUACGCAAUGAUGGAAUCUCCCGAGAAGGAUUACAUCCACGAACCUCGGGAUAUAAUCCCCAGCACGUCGUCGACAGACUCAAGCGGCAGCGAAAUGUGGCCAGAAGCGGGGCAUCUUGAGUCGUCUGCAUCCCCGUUAUUUUUCUCAAAUCACGGUGAGAUCCGAGAAACUGCCAUCACUGAUGAUGAUAUUGACGGAGAGGAAAGCGAGGCAAAUGCAACGAGCGAGUACCAGCCGCCAGUCAGUACGAUAAGGUCAAAGUUCGAGGAGGUGAUCAAAAACAAUAGUCCGAGCCCAACCAGGAAGCAUUUUCAUAUCCCGACGAGUCCACGUGGAACUCUAGAGAAAGAUCACCAUAAGAUCGGCCCGCAAUCCCCUACUAGGGUCAAGCUGGGUCAGAGUAGUCUAUACACCAAUAAGAACUCACUCACCACCCAGACUCGUAGGUCUGAGAAUGACAGGUCUUCGAGCGAUUCGAGUCUGAGCUCAACGUCUCUUACGACGGUCACGAGCACCGCAACAACGGCAACAACGGAGAGAGAGUGGUCAGGAUCUGAUCAAUCCGGAGUCAGUGUGACUCUGACGUCUUCACUAUCCGACGUCAAAUCCACAAAUUCAACAGUCAGCAUUGAGACCCCGGGCUCGGCCAGUUCGGUCGUUCACAGAGAUCCCCUCAAAAUGUCAUCACCUGUCCCUCCUCUAAGUCCAGAUCAGAGAUUCUUCGCUCCUCCCGAGGCGGACAUCCGUCACACCCUCAUUGUCGACCCGGACGAUUUUGACGACGCCACGCAGAAGGAGCUCUGCAAGAUUCACAUGCAGGCCGUCGCGCAACGCAAAGAAGCAGAGAAGAUCGCCACCUUGGAGAGGCAAAGAAUGGAAGAGAUUCUGAACAUCUGCGCUGAGUACGAGGCGCAAGAAAAAGACGGUAAACCACACCCCAAGAAGAAACCUGCUCCUCCGGGGGGUAACUUCUCACCCCCACAACUUCCUCAAGUGUCAGUGAAGCAAGCGGAAGCAAAGGAAAAGUCUCCACCACGUAAGGAGACAGAUAACAACGAAGAGCAGAACGGAAUCCCAGCGGCAUCCUCACCAAAAGCAAGCUCCAUGGCUGCUAAUCUCGGCGUCAAAGUCAUCAUUGAUUCCCCCAUUGUAAGAAGCAACACCUCCUUACAAGAAACCCCACACAAGGAGAUGAAUCAAGCUACGUCUCCUAGAGAUCAGAAUGUAUGGUAUGAGCCGCUGAAAGACGUCAGCAGUACAGCGCCCUCUUGUGAGACUACGCAGUCACCUAGGAGUAACAGAGAACAGAGUCCUCCUCCCAAGCCACCAAGGUCAACAACAGUCGACUCCGAUGCUGAGCCUGAGUCCAUGAACACUAAAGAUAUCGCUACCGCCAUCUCCAAGCUUGAGGAUGCACGGGACAAUUCCAUCCAGAAGAUUGAAGCGCUGGAGCGAAAACUGGAUGAUCUAGAAGUACAGGAGUCUGAAAUGCUCAGAGAGGAAAGAAAACAAGUCGACCAAGCACGGUUUGAGCUCAAACAGCUAGAACAACGCCACCUGGAAACAGAACGGCAACUCGAAGCAUGUCCCAUUGAGGACACUGCUCGCAAGCAGGCUCUGCUGUCCCAAUACCAGCGGGAGGCGGAGAAACUGGAAGUGGAGAGGAAACGAUUUGAAGAUUUGGAGUUCCAACAGCUUGAGACGGAGGCUAGGAUUGAAGAGGAGAGGGAGAUCAUGGAGCAUGAGUUAUCUCUGGAGGAAUCCAAGGAGGAAGAGAAAGUUAAGACGAGGAAGGUAAAUGUGACAGACAUAGACAAGCAGAUGACUCACGUUAUUACAGAUGCUAAGAUUGAAGCGGAGAAACUUGAGCAUCAUCAAAAAGAGACAGAGAGGGAUCUAGCCAAGGAGAAGAUUAGAUUGGGCGAUAUUGAACGUCAGUACAACCGUCUUCUUUUAUAUUACUCCAAGAAGUCCUCACUACCUCGCGAUGAAGAAUCUCCAGAUUUGAUCAAGAUCCGUGAGCUUGCCGAACGCCGUCUCCGUCUUCAGCCCGAGAUGUCGCUAAGCGAUGAGUUCCUUGCUAAGCGCAAGUACAACUCCCUCCCGAGAGACUUAAAGGGAGGUCCACCGAGUGAUUCAUCCUCAAGUCCCUCCCAGCUCUCCCCGGCCUCUUCCCAUAACAGUCUACCCAGGAAGGGAGGAACCCUCGGAGAUAUCGAGAGAAAUAGACGGAUGACCCUGGAAGAGACAGGAGACAGACUCAUCGAAGAAGAGAAACAACGCUUAUGCGAUCUCCGUCGUCGAGCAACCAACGAAGCCCGCGUCCAAUGGGAAGAGAGGAAGCAACGCGAGCAACAUCUCUCGAUGCCGCUACUCUCCCCCGGUUCCCUGCAUGGUGGUCCCGCUAGCCCUACUACGUCGGCGUACAGCUCGCCCUGUCAGUCUAUUGGGUCUCCUCUUCCUCUAGUGGUUGACUCUCCGAUGAGUGAUUGUACAAGUGUCUCGAGUUUCGAGAGUCUCGACGGACAUCUCGAGACGUCGGGAGUCUAUUCUGGAAACUCAACUCCGUCCAGAACAUUCAGCGCUGGCUUCACCAAGGAGGAGCGAGACAAACUUAGCGAGAUGGAACGUCUUCUGAAAGAGGCUCAGGCUGAGAAACAAGCCCUCCUCGAUCAGCAGGUACCCAAUAAAGCACGUCAUCAUAUACAACCAGUCAAUCGUCUGAGGCAGGCAGAAGAGCAGCUCCUGAGGGAUGAGCAGCACAAGAGGGAAGAGCUUGAAAGGCAACUAAUGGACGAGACCGAGAGACGAGAAGAGUUGGUUAAUACCCAAGUGAGAAUGAGAGAGAAGCAGAGAAGCGUCCAAUCUCGACCGUUAACAAGGUUCUUACCAUGCUCCAGUCAAGAUUUUGAUUUAAGGAAUCACAUUGAGAAUGCGGGACACAAUGUACAGAUUUGUAAAGAGCUAACGAUAUCCAGGAACACCUGUCGAGGCUACAUGAUAAAGAUGGGCGGACGCAUCAAGACAUGGCGACGUCGAUGGUUCGUCUUCAAUCGAGUCAAACGCUCCUUCCUCUAUUACUCCUCAGAUCGGGACGAGCUCCGACCCAAAGGAGGCAUGUACUUCCAGGCUAUCCAAGACGUCUACUUCGAUCACUUGAGACCCCACAAGAGUCCGGACCCGGUGUUGACAUUCUGUGUCAAGACCAAGGAGAGGACGUUUUUCCUGGUGGCGCCGACGGCGGAGGCGAUGCGUAUAUGGAUGGACGUGAUUGUGACAGGCGCGGAAGGGUACAAGGAGUUUCAGUGAGGUGUAGAGACAACUGACUGAUGUGUGGUGCUUGAGGGUGGAGGUCAAAGUUCACAUCCUCUCCCCCUUCCUACUGGCUACGGCUGUGGCUUAGGAUUGCUAUGUAUGGCUUCAGUUGUGGCUAUGGCUGGGCUAUGGAUUGAUUGUGAUUGUGAAGGUCGCGGAAGGAGACAAGGAAUUUCAGUGAAGUGUAGAGACAACUGACUGAUGUGUGGUGCUUAAGGGUGGAGGUCAAAGUUCACACCCUAUCCCCCCCCUCCCUCUACCCACGGGCUGAAGCUGUAGUUUAGGAUCACUAGGGUGUAUGGCUUCAGUUGUGGCUAUGGAUUACUGUAUGUAUGGCUUCAGUUGUUGCUAUGAAUUGCACAUGUUGAAUGUGACUGUAACGGGUGCAGAUGAGUACAAUGCAUUUUGGUAAACAGGAGAAAGCUAAAUGGUGUGGUGCUAAAGGUUGGAGGUCAAAGUUCACAUUCUCUCCCCCCCCCUUCCUACUGGCUACAGCUGUGGCUUUGGAUUACGAUGUUAUGCUUCUAUUGUGGCUAUGGAUUGAAUGUAAUUGGAACAAGUGCAGAGGGGUGAAGAGGAGACUGCUUAAAGAUUUUGUGUUUUUUUUUCCCCCCCUCUUUUUUAUCUGUUUUAUGAGAGAUCACCUAACAUCAUAUAGCCACAGAUGGCCACUUCAAUGCAAGGGCUACACUUGAUCGAUUUGCCCUAUCGCCUCAAAUCAACUGUCACCAUGGGCAAGUUGCCAUCUACCUGUGAGGCUGACACAGGGUCACAAGAGCACAACGCACUACCUUCUCAACUUUUUACGAAGCAAUUAUGGUUAGUGUCUUGCUCAGUGGCUCAAGUGUCGUGGACAAAGAUUCAAACCUACAUGUACACUCUGCGGCUAAUCAACACCAGAUCUUUGGUCCGGUAAACUUCACCGCUUUGCCAUGACACGCGAAACGAUAGAGGUCGGAGUUUUACACCCCUACCCUCUGGCUGCAGCGCUGCGUGAUUUGCUAGGUGUCCCCUUUCCUCACCAAGUGGCUACAGCUAUGGAUGACCGACUCUGGCUUCUGUGAUGGCUAUGGCUAUGAUGAUCAAUUCUGUGAAGCGUAGCCAUUAAAGCAAAACAUGGUGGUUCAAUUAUGACAUUUUUAAAGCAGAUACGAUUCAUUUAAUGUGAGCUUUUAAUGAAGAGAAACAAACGUACUGUUGUUUUAAUGCAUGAAUUUUUGUACAUGAAAAUAUUUUUUCGAGUGUAAACAUUUGAGUGACGUUGUAAAAUGCCAAGAAUAAGGUGUGGUUUAUUUUUUAAAUGCACUGCCAAAUGGAUUAUUGUAUUAUUAUAUGGCCAUUAUGUAGAUAUAGACUAGACCACAGCGAAUGUUGGGCAGAAGUGCCUGCCUUGCACGCCCUCUACCAGCUGUGGAUUUGCGACAUGCCUGUGUUUGGACAAGCUGAACUUUGCACAACGUCACACUUUGAGGCUCGUGAAUAACGCCACAUACCAGCCAGACCGGAUGUUCGGAAAAUUACAAAUGUACCAUUGACCUCGCAUUUGUUUCACACAGAGAUUUGCAGUCAAUUCACUCAUACAUACAUGUAUGUACACACACGUGUAGUGCAACUGUACAUGUAGUACACAUGUACACAUGUAGUACCAUAGAGUUAUUUAUAUUAACUAGAGGGCGCACUAAACACGCGCCCGGUAUGCGCACAGGCUAGGCCAUUUUCUAAGUUGAACAAACAGGCAUUGCUUAGCGUGUGUUUGUGCGGCCAUUUUGUAAGUUGA
Molecule: messenger RNA, 6189 nt
Organism: Asterias rubens (European starfish)
Lineage: Eukaryota; Metazoa; Echinodermata; Asteroidea; Forcipulatida; Asteriidae
Product: pleckstrin homology-like domain family B member 1
Exons: 15
Coding region: 219-4406 (1395 amino acids)
Molecular function (GO): protein binding
Source: RefSeq, a predicted model, not a curated record